Molecule: messenger RNA, 591 nt
Organism: Thlaspi arvense
Lineage: Eukaryota; Viridiplantae; Streptophyta; Magnoliopsida; Brassicales; Brassicaceae
Source: the annotation of a GenBank genome assembly
AUGGCUGUAAGCUCAACGGUUUUGUCAUAUCCGGCGAUGCUCGUAACACGCCCCACGGUGACGCCGGAGCUGAGAUCAAGACGGUGGAAAGUGGCGCCGGAGCUGAGAUCAAGACAGUGGAAAGUGAAGUGCCAGUUGUCACCCGUAAAACCCUCCAAGUAUUCAUCGAAAAUCUCUACAGAUGUUCAAUUGCACGAGUCUCCUCAGGUAUUGUUCGAUGAGUACUUGGAGAAUAAGUCAAGAGUAUUCGAAGCAAUGUUUCCUGAUAAACCCAAAAGCCAUAGGCUUAACGAGAUAAAAUGGGAGCUUCAAGGGCUUGACCGGGUAAUGGAACCGUCUGAUUUCACUCUCGGAGUCAAAGGAGCAUUGUACCCAGACCGAGGUGGAAGGCACACAAGGCUCAAAGGUCGACUAGAGAUGAACAUAAGCUUCGUGCUUCCUUCCGUUCUAACGCUUGUACCCGAAGAUGUUAGUAGAAACGUGGCCAAUGCGGUUUUGACCGGUUUAGUGGAUAACAUGAAGCAUAAGGUUAUUAACAGCUUGCUCGCUGAUUAUAGCAGAUUCAAGAAUGAAAGAAUAACACAUCACUAG